This is a messenger RNA of Lampris incognitus (smalleye Pacific opah), 2060 nucleotides long. Its product is annotated as acidic mammalian chitinase-like. The coding region runs from base 62 to 1429 and encodes 455 amino acids. Gene Ontology annotation, molecular function: chitinase activity; chitin binding. Lineage: Eukaryota; Metazoa; Chordata; Actinopteri; Lampriformes; Lampridae. Gene Ontology annotation, biological process: carbohydrate metabolic process; chitin catabolic process. Gene Ontology annotation, cellular component: extracellular region. The transcript has 12 exons. The record is from RefSeq and is a predicted model, not a curated record.
AUAAAUUCAAAAGAAGGAUACCAACAUCUGAGCUCUCCCUCCACUCCUCCUUGAAGAAAGCAUGGCGAGACUUAUUAUUCCCACAGCUCUGGCAGUUCUGUUGACUCUGCACAUUGCCUCAUCAACCAGGCUGGUGUGCCACAUGACCAACUGGGCCCAGUACAGGCCUGGCAUUGCCAAAUUUACCUCGUCGAAUGUAGACCCCUUCUUAUGCACCCAUGUCAUCUACACCAUGGCCACCAUUAACAACUUCAACAAGCUCAUCCCUGUGGAGUUGAACGAUGACCAGCAGUACAGAAGCCUUAACAAUCUCAAGAGCAUUAAUCCUGCUCUAAUGACACUGCUGUCUGUGGGAGGUGUAGCCAAUGGCAUCAGCGUAUUCAUCCCAAUGAUUGCCAAGCCUGAGAGCCGUGCGGUGUUCAUCAAGUCUGCCAUCAGCUACCUCCGCACCCACAACUUUGAUGGUCUGAACCUCGCCUGGGAGUUCCCUGGACAGAAUGGGAGCCCACCUGAAGUCAAGGAGAGGUUCACUCAGCUGGUCAAGGAGUUGGACAAGGCAUUUCUGGAUGAGGCCACAGCCACCAAGAAGACCCAGCUGCUGCUGACAGCUAAUGUCGCUGCUUUACCUCCCACCAUUGACAGGAGCUACGAGGUCAAUAAGAUUGCACCCCACUUUGACUUCAUCAAUGUCAUGACCUAUGACUACCAUGGACACUGGGAUCUAGUCACAGGACACAACAGUCCUUUGUACCGCAGCAAUGUGGACUCUGGCUCAAAUGCUUAUCACAACAUUAACGCCUCCAUCUCCCACUGGCUGGCUAAUGGAAUGCCUGCUGACAAGCUGCUCCUGGGUCUGCCCACAUAUGGUCGAACCUUCCGCCUCACCAGCUCUGCCACUGGCCUGGGAGCACCAACAAAAGGACCUGCUGAUGCUGGCCCCUAUACCCGCACUGCUGGCUUCUGGUCCUACUACGAGGUCUGUAAUUUCAUCACCAGUGCUACUGUAGCAUGGAUCUCCGAACAACAGGUCCCUUAUGCCACGUUUGGCAAUGCCUGGGUGGGCUAUGAUAGCUUGGAGAGUAUUGCCGCCAAGGUCCAAUGGCUAAAUGCUAACAAUCUGGGUGGUGCACAUGUGUGGACCCUGGACAUGGACGAUUUUGGAGGCUCAUUUUGUAAAGAUGGGCAAUACCCCUUGGUCAGCUUCCUCAGGAACGCAAUGGGUUUCCCCCCUAAGCCUACCAUGCCACCAGCCCUGACCACUACCAAAAACCCCGUAACCUCCUUCUGCACUGGGCGUCCUGAUGGCCUUUAUGAGAACCCAGCGGACAAGACCACCUACUUCCACUGCUUCAAGGGGAAUACUUACCUGCAGCAAUGCCAGCCUGGCCUCAUUUACUGGGACUCCUGCAAGUGCUGCAACUGGCCCUGAGAGCCAUAGAUGGCUAUUUACAUAGAUUAUUGAGCUUACUGACUACUUCAGAGUACAAUACCUACAAUGAUGUGGCAACUUGUUUUGUAGAGUCGUAGCCAUUUUCUUAAGCUAAGUCAGGAAAAGAGUACCUCUUGGUUGCUUUUCUUUUUAAGAUUUGAGAAUGAAGUCUGCUUUUCAUACCCUUUUCAUAAAAGUCAGCAUUUGAUUGAAACCUUCUUGUUUUUCCAUACCCAUAAUCAUUAUAAUUCACAUAAAUAUCACAGCUCCAAACAAAGGUUAUUGGUUGAAUGUCCUUACUUUUGAGCACUCCAUAUAACACCUGAUCACAUAUUUGUCAGCAGUUGUCAAAUUAUUUUCAAGCAUUUUUGUUUUCACAGUGAGUUGAGAGAGUGUCCCGACCUCCAAAGUAAGGCUCACAGUUUUAAUUAUGGUACUUUGAUAAUGCUUUUAAAACUUCUAAAACAUUGCUUUAUUUAAAGGGACAAAAAGGGCUCACUUUUUUUAAGGUGAAAGCUCAGAAAUGUUAUUGUGAAAUGUGAUGUAACAUUGUUACAGCAGUCCUGGAAAAAUCUGUACAUUUGUUUUAUAACUUUAUUGUGAGGCUUAAAAUUAAAACAGACUUGGUAAA